UACAAUACAAUGUACGCAAUUUGGAUUCGCUUAGUGAUGAUUUUGACUGUUUGGAAAUUGAUUUGUGCUCGAAUCGAGUUUACCAACUUUAAGUGUGACUCUUUGGAUAAGGACUUUUGCGAAUUUGAAUAUUGCACCAUAAAGGCAAUUAAUCGGACCUAUAAGUAUGUUUCGACAAAAAUCCGUCUCUACCAAGUUCCCAUUACCGAAAUAAAGGUGAAAGUUGGACUGUACAAGCGGUUUAAUGGAUAUCGGCCCUUUUUGUACAAUAUAACCGUGGAUGCGUGUCAAUUUUUGAAAAACAAGAAGUCCAAUCCAGUGACUAAUUACUUUUACGAAUUCAUUAAGAGCACAUCCAACAUGAAUCACACCUGUCCCUACGAUCACGAUCUUGUUGUGGAUAGGGUUUCCACGGAGUUUGUAAAUCACCGAUUCACGAAUAUUCUACCUUUUCCUGAAGGGGAUUACAUGGUUGAGAUGCACUGGAUAGCCUAUGACAUAACCCGCGCAGUGGUUAAGGUGUAUUUGACUCUCUCCUAG
Messenger RNA from Drosophila elegans, 540 nucleotides. RefSeq lists its product as uncharacterized. NCBI's taxonomy places the organism in Eukaryota, Metazoa, Arthropoda, Insecta, Diptera, Drosophilidae. The coding region runs from base 10 to 540 and encodes 176 amino acids. The record is from RefSeq and is a predicted model, not a curated record. The transcript has 4 exons.